AGAAGAGAACGAGGCAGUAUUGUUGCAGGGAGACGCGAGAUCGAAGCAGAAAUGGCCGCUCUUCUACGGCGAUCGUUUUCGCGGCUGCACCGCCACGGCUCUCGAUCCUUGCUGUUCCCGUGUCGCCUGUUUUUAGGUGAUGGAGCGAGGUUUGCUUUUGGUUUGAGCGUGAAUUUUCUGAAUCAGCAAGGUUUUGCAAAAUAAAUGAAGGAUUGGAUUCAAGAAGAAAUUCCGUUUGUUACAUUGAUUUUUCUGGUUCAACGUUGACUUCGGGAGUGGCGAGGAAUGUUAGAGCAAUGGUUUGUGGAGAUUGGGAUGGCGUACUUCAAACACUGCACUGUGGAAUUUAUUUGGGAUCUGUUAAGCACACGGAUUUAGAAUUUGCGACUGGCGCGACUGACUCACCUGUCUUUAAUGAAGGUGCAAGAAAUAGGCAGUACCAAGGUUGCGCUUCGGAACUCCAUCACAAUGGUUCUUGGAAAUACUUUGCAGUAAAUCCCCAGCAAUUGGGUCGUUGGCGUACUUUGCCAUUUUCAUCGCUGCAUACGUUGGCGGAUUGCGAGUCGGCCCGGCCAUGUUGGAACAGAUCCGGGCGGUGCAAAUCACCAUGGAGUCUCAGUAGGUCACUGGCGUUGGGAGGGGUUCGACACGAGAGUGUGUAUGAGAAGAGAAUGCGAGAAAUAAGAUCGGUACGGGCACGCGGACGGCGAAUGAAACAAUCAUCUGAAGCAUAUGAUACAGACACGUCUGCCGCCUAUGACGAAGAUCCAUCUCAGCCGCCAUUGAGUCAACCUUUGCGCGGGUCGUUGAAGCCAUCUUCUCCAGAAGAGAUGGUUCUGGUUCCAGUGCUAGCUAGGCCUGACUUGAUAAUUACUCGGAAUGUGGAAUGGGCCAACCUGGCCUUUGGGUUUGAGCAGGAAAAUAGCUACAUCAUUAUGGAUCCCCGUCAACCUCAAGCUCCCGUGGGGUACAUCAAUGAGCUCAGCAACGUUUUCUUGCGGCAGAUUCUGCGCACGCGGCGACCCUUCACGGCAACGAUCUAUGAUGGUCAGAGUAAUGUGAUUUUCAAGGUUCGAAGACCAACUUGGGUAGUUAAUAGCUCGAUCUUUGUGGAGAUUGAUGGCAAUGUAAUCGGCGAAUGCCACCGGAGAUGGCACUUGUGGAGGCGUAUAUAUGACGUUUAUUUGGGGGACCAACAAUUUGCUACAGUGGAGAAUCCAGGGUUUUGGAAUUGGACCUUCUCUUUGAAGGAUAAACAUGGCAGAACGCUUGCAGAAAUAGACCGCAAUUGGAGAGGUUUUGGUUAUGAGUUUUUGACAGAUGCGGGACAGUACGUGAUUCGAUUUGGUGACAUACACCCGGACCAAAGUCCACACUAUAUUGCACCCGAUGAAGUACUCCAUGGGCGCGGCCCCCUUUUAACAAAUACGAAGCAACACUCUGGUGUGCAGGAAAUGCAUCAACUGCAAACAGCAGCUGAGGAGGCUGAACCAUUGCAAGUCUCGCGAGUUUUGACAUUAUCUGAAAGAGCUGUCGCUUUAGCUUUGGCUAUAUCUCUCGACAACGACUAUUUCUCUCGACAUAGCAAUCCGAGAGGGGGCUUCCUUCCAUUCUAUGGCUCUGAUGUAUGAGCAACAAACGUACCAUUGGUCCGAAUGGGACUCUACAUGAGCAUCUUGUCUCUGCUUAAGAUAUUGACAUGCCUUUUGGGUUUCCAGGUUAGAUUAGCAGUUAUCCAAAUGGCAUUGCUUUAAGAAGACGCCAUUUUCGUCCUGCUGAAAAGCUAACCAUUCUUUCAAUGUUCUUGAUGUCCUCGAUCAAGUUAAGGACUUCAGUAUAUCCUUGAAAAUAGAUAUGGGAGAGUUCUACAUAAUUUCCACGCUGUUAAUGUUUCUAAAACUGAGAGCAGACGACACCCUUCGGCCAAAUAACAUCAUUCUGAGAAGGUGGGUUUCUUAUAUCCAAGUUUAGACUCGCCUCUUCCACGACUUCCACGACUUCCACUUUUGGACUAUGAAGUUCGAUUGCAAUGACUGAGCGGCGUACCGUUGAGAUGGGGGGUUGCUCUUGUUGCGGACACCUUGCUUGCUGUAUAUUUAGGUACAAUGAUUGUUGACAGGUUGUCCUAGUACAAUAUGAUCAUUUGGAACACUUUCUUAAGCGUGGAAUAUCCAGCAUGGUCUACAAUUACUUUUCAGCCACAUGAGUAAUAAUUUUCAUUCGUCUUGAA
Messenger RNA from Physcomitrium patens, 2230 nucleotides. The record is from RefSeq and is a predicted model, not a curated record. Lineage: Eukaryota; Viridiplantae; Streptophyta; Bryopsida; Funariales; Funariaceae.